CAAGUGGCAUUGGAAUUAGCAAAGAGUCUGAGCGCGCCUACGAAGCCAUUAUGGCUCUCCACAUACCAGUUUCAUAACCUAGAGAGGGAGGAGUCUUCCAUUUCUGGAAGCCGGAGGAGCAGCAUCCGAGACAGCGUAAAAAUUGGAGUAACGGUGCUCGAAGGAGACUGGAAUACGAAAUAAUAUUAUUUUCUUUUCAACAUACCAACGAAAUAUACAUGGAUGCACAUUUUACGAGAUAAACAUGAAGGUCUUUGAUUUAAGAUCAUGUAGCUGCAACCUUGUUUUGCAUGUGCGGUAAUAUUCCAAGACAUAUGUGAUACGUUGGGUGUGCUCAGCGCAAUAACGGCGCUAGCAAGCUAUUUCAAACGGUAAAAUAAAUCCAGAUUGUUAGGAGAUAGCCAACCAUUUUAUAGUUAGCCAGCUAGCUUGCGGGGGAGCAAGCUGCCUACUCGGGCUGGGGCAUCAUCGACCAAGAAGAGGCAUCUGGUAGGCAUUAACCGACAAUACAAUCACGGGGCAUGCAAAGCGGUGUGUUUUGUGCAAACGGUUGAUAAAUCCCGCGUCCUCGGGUCUGGUCGUGGGAUUAACCAGCCGGGAGAGAAGGAGAAGGAGAAGGAGAAGGUGGGGCCGAGGAGUGUCAAAAACGGUCGAGCUAAACCCAGCGCAUGUAACUUGGCGCUCUAGCUAGCGGGCUAACAUUACCUUCUCCAUCGGUUUUCCAUUUGGGAAAUUAAUUUAGGAAACUAGAAUUAUUCGACCAUUGGAAUUCUGAGAGCUUGCUGGGGUAUUCCGUGGCAGUUCCCCCUCUCCCCCAACAAGGAUCAGUCAGAGCUGUACACUUGAGGCCAUUGGCUUCUCUACAAAUAAUACCGUGUGGGGCGAAUUUCACGGGGGUAGCAUCCCCGUUUGCUUUGGACCAUGGCGGACGACGACGUGCUUUUCGAGGAUGUCUACGAGCUGUGCGAGGUGAUUGGGAAGGGUCCCUUCAGUGUGGUGAGGCGCUGUAUCAACAGGGACACAGGGCAGCAGUUUGCAGUGAAGAUCGUAGAUGUGGCCAGUUUCACCUCCAGCCCUGGCCUCAGCACAGAGGAUCUGAAGAGAGAGGCCAGUAUCUGUCACAUGCUGAAGCACCCUCACAUCGUAGAGCUACUAGAAACCUACAGCUCCGAUGGCAUGCUCUACAUGGUCUUUGAGUUACAUAGUAUGGAUACAGCUGACCUGUGUUUUGAGACUGUGAAGCGGGCCGAUGCUGGUUUCGUCUACAGUGAAGCUGUAGCCAGUCACUACAUGAGACAGAUCUUGGAGGCGCUGCGGUAUUGCCAUGACAACAACGUGAUUCACCGUGACGUGAAGCCUCACUGUGUCCUGCUGGCCUCUAAGGAGAACUCAGCUCCUGUCAAGCUGGGGGGGUUUGGAGUGGCCAUACAACUAGGAGAAUCAGGCCUGGUGGCAGGAGGUCGAGUAGGCACGCCCCACUUCAUGGCCCCAGAGGUGGUGAAGAGAGAGCCAUAUGGUAAGCCUGUAGACGUGUGGGGCUGUGGAGUCAUCCUGUUCAUCCUGCUGUCUGGCUGCCUGCCCUUUUACGGUACCAAGGAACGCCUGUUUGAGGCUAUCAUUAAGGGGAAAUAUAAGGUAAUGAACCCACGCCAGUGGAGCCACAUCUCAGAGAGCGCCAAGGACCUGGUGCGUCGCAUGCUGAUGCUGGACCCCGCAGAGAGGAUCACUGUCUACGAAGCCCUCAACCACCCCUGGCUUAAGGAGAGGGACAGGUAUGCCUACAAGAUCCACCUGCCAGAGACGGUGGAGCAGCUGAGGAAGUUUAAUGCAAGGAGGAAGCUCAAGGGGGCCGUGUUGGCUGCUGUCUCCAGCCACAAGUUUAACUCCUUCUACGGAGACCCACCAGAGGAGAUGCCUGACUUCUCUGAAGACCCCACCUCCUCAGGACUGCUAGCCGCUGAAAGGGCAGUAUCCCAGGUGCUGGACAGCCUGGAGGAGAUCCAUGCACUGACCGACUGCAGUGAGAAAGAUCUGGACUUCUUACACAGCGUCUUCCAGGACCAACACCUACACACACUGCUGGACCUCUAUGACCAGAUCAACACCAGGUCGUCUCCUCAGAUCAGGAACCCUCCCAGUGAUGGAGUACAGAGAGCCAAAGAGGUACUGGAGACAAUCUCCUGUUACCCCGACAACAUGGAGGCCAAGGAACUCCGGAGGAUCCUCACACAGCCACACUUCAUGGCCUUGCUCCAGACCCAUGAUGUGGUGGCCCAUGAGGUGUACAGUGACGAGGCUCUGAGGGUGACCCCCCCGCCCACCUCACCCUACCUGAACGGAGACUCUCCCGAGAGCACCAACGGGGACAUGGACCUGGAGAACGUGACUCGAGUACGCCUGGUUCAGUUCCAGAAGAAUACUGACGAACCUAUGGGCAUCACUCUGAAGAUGAACGAUCUGAACCACUGCAUCGUGGCCCGUAUCAUGCACGGAGGAAUGAUCCACAGACAAGGUACGCUGCAUGUCGGCGAUGAGAUCAGAGAGAUCAACGGGAUCAGCGUGGCCAAUCAGACCGUAGAACAGCUCCAGAAGAUGCUGAGGGAAAUGCGAGGGAGUGUUACCUUUAAGAUCGUACCCAGCUACCGGUCACAGUCCAUGUCUUGCGAGGUAUGGACCGAUUCUCUUGUGUCUCUAGAAAAUCAGAAAGAGUCCCCCGACCUAUCCAGACAGUCGCCAGCGAACGGCCAUGCUAGCGUCACUAGCUCCAUCCUGGAUCUGCCCUCUACCAUCCAGCCUAAAGGACGACAGAUCUCCAGACCUGUCAUCAAGGACAAAAUGUCCAUCAAGAUCUACGUGCGUGCCCAGUUUGAGUACGACCCCGCCAAGGAUGACCUCAUUCCCUGUAAGGAGGCCGGGAUCCGCUUCCGGGUGGGUGACAUCAUCCAGAUCAUCAGUAAGGACGACCACAACUGGUGGCAGGGCAAGCUGGAGAACACUAAGAACGGAACCGCAGGGCUCAUACCGUCACCAGAACUACAGGAGUGGCGUGUGGCGUGUAUUGCCAUGGAGAAGACCAAGCAGGAGCAGCAGGCCAGCUGUACCUGGUUUGGCAAGAAGAAGAAACAGUACAAAGACAAGUACCUGGCCAAGCACAACGCAGUGUUUGACCAACUAGACCUGGUCACGUAUGAAGAGGUGGUCAAACUGCCUGCAUUCAAGAGGAAAACGCUUGUUUUGUUGGGGGCCCAUGGAGUUGGCAGGAGGCACAUCAAGAACACGCUCAUCACUAAGCACCCAGACCGAUUUGCCUACCCCAUUCCUCACACAACCAGACCUCCAAAGAAGGACGAGGAGAAUGGGAAGAACUACUACUUUGUGACACAUGACCAGAUGAUGCAGGACAUCAGCAACAAUGACUACCUGGAGUACGGUAGUCACGAGGACGCCAUGUACGGCACGCGGCUAGAGACCAUCCGCCAGAUCCACCAGCAGGGUAUGAUCUCCAUACUGGAUGUGGAACCACAGUCAUCUCUUGUUUCUCUUCAGGCACUCAAGGUGUUGAGGACGGCGGAGUUUGCCCCUUACGUUGUGUUCAUCGCAGCUCCCACCAUCACCCCUGGAAUGAACGAGGAUGAUUCCCUCCAGCGGCUGCAGAAGGAGUCCGAGGGCCUCCAGAAGACCUACGCCCAUUACUUCGACCAGACCGUCAUCAACAACGAGAUCGACGACACCAUCCGUCUGCUGGAGGAGGCUGUGAACCUGGUGUGCACCACCGCCCAGUGGGUUCCUGUGUCCUGGGUUUAUUAACCCCUGAACCCAGACCAACCAACACCAAACUCUGACUGUCGUCCCCCAUUCCCCAACAAACUCCGGUUUUCUUUUACAAUGCAUCUCUGUGGAACAUCUCUGUGGAACAUCUCUGUGGAAGCCGUGUGGAUGAAGGAAAAAAUGAAUGAAAAAGGUCUGAUACCGCCUCUGAAACCUCAGUCAGUCCUCCUGAAGAAAAACAGUGACUUCUGUCGUCUUCCUCUCCACUCCUUACUGACUGCCUUAAAGGCACAUCGUUGUGUGUGUAUAUAUAUACAUAUACAUACAUAUAUAUAAUAGAAAAAUAAUGAAUAUGGUCCUGUUCUUAGAGUUGAAUGAAAGGAAGGUGGGGAGGGAGGGGGGGGGGGGGGGGACAUUUUCUACCUUUUUUCUUUUUGUAUCGUUACAGCGCCAGCUGUCUGAGGCGAGAUAGUGAGGAGCACAGACGUGACACACGGUGAUGGGUGUCUGUUGCUGUUUACCUUGCAUAAGGCAAUUCCUAUGGUCAUCAGUCGGAAGCUUGCCGUGUGACCCCUUACUCCUAUUGGCCGCCUCAUACUCUUCGUGCUCCUCCCCUCAGAGACAGCGGAGGUCCCUCUCGCACAGUCGCCGCUGCCGCAGUGACACCACGUCCUAUUGGGCGGAUAGAAAAGCACAGUGAACACCCCUCCCCCUGUCCCUUUGCUUUUAUUUAUUUCAUAGGUCCCUGUAUCUGUCAAUCAAAUCGUUGAAGGAGCACCCCCCUGAACUCUCUUCAUUCCCUACAUACCCUGUUUGUUUACAUCUCAGUUUGCACAAUGGAGAGAACAGGUGUUCUCCCCCCUCUGUUUCUCUCUUUCUCUCUGUAAAGCGAUGACUCUCCUCGGUCAGAGCGUGUGUUUGGUCAUCGCCAAAGCACGGGUGUCCAAGCCAGAGGGCAUCCCUCUGGAUGGGCGGACAGGAGGCGGGAAGAAACAACAAGAUCCAACACGGUCACCCUGCAUGCGGCUGGGGCAGAAGACUCUGACUCCUAUGCACACCCCCCAGUCCUGCAGGCCCAUAAUAGUGAGCCGUGUAUGUAAAUUGUCCCUAUUUGAUAUGUUGUGGGAAUGGGAGGGGAAGGGGAUACGGAGUGGGAUGUCCAAUCCUAUAGGUCCACCAUUUCAGAACUGUGUCGUCUUAAAAGAGUAUUACUGUUUUAAGUUCAAUGGAAGGAGAUGCAUUUUUAUGGUGUGUAAAUGUUUCAAUGGUUCGUAAGUCAUAUGAGUGAUGCCAAGAGCCAGUGUGUGUAUAAUAAUAAGAAUACUAAAAGAGCUCAUUGUGACAAACUCUUCCUAACACUUUACUUGCGGUGACAUGACAUAGCGCCUUAUGAGCACUGUCGUAAAAAGGGCGUAGAGCCUGUCUUGAACUGUCGUAGCAUAAAAAAAGAAAAAUGCUUUGUCAUGCUUCUGACGGUGUGUUAUGUAGGGGUUAUGUCUCUCUGCCUGGAGUAAAGUGUUACCAUUUAAAGUCCUGUGUAAAGUUCCCUCUGCAAAUGACAAGCAGCUCUACGGUAUGAAAUGUUGUUCUUUUUCUUUUCUGUUUUGUAAAAAAUAUAUUUCAUUUUAAGUGUUGACAAAGUAAACUGCCUUUGGGUUCUGUCUCAAAUAA
This is a messenger RNA of Salvelinus fontinalis (brook trout), 5439 nucleotides long. Its product is annotated as peripheral plasma membrane protein CASK-like. Gene Ontology annotation, molecular function: signaling receptor binding; protein kinase activity; ATP binding. The record is from RefSeq and is a predicted model, not a curated record. The coding region runs from base 922 to 3807 and encodes 961 amino acids. Gene Ontology annotation, cellular component: cell-cell junction; plasma membrane; basolateral plasma membrane. The transcript has 28 exons. Lineage: Eukaryota; Metazoa; Chordata; Actinopteri; Salmoniformes; Salmonidae. Gene Ontology annotation, biological process: regulation of neurotransmitter secretion; protein phosphorylation.